CGGACACUUGUGGCAUUAGUGGCGCUGAGAGACGCAGCCGCAAUUUCGAUUCAAGUCGCGACUCAAGAGCACUGGAAAAUUGGCCAGAGUUUGCGGGAAAUCGCGCACGUCCCGUGAAGAAAUUCGCCGAUUAUAGCUCGCAGUCAACUUUGUCUUCAAAUCUGUCUGCUAAAAGUGAGCACCACCUGCUGAGAGCGUCGAGUGUCGAUUGGAAAAGUCGCUUUUAACAACAACAUGAUUUCUGCUUUUCCACUCCUGAUAAAAUGAGUCACACUCUCGCGCUAAGAAUGACGACCACGAGUUGAAUGAACGAUUAUUGUGACCAUCCCGCGUCUGUCUCAAUUUUGUUCCUAGGCCAUGGAUGAGUUAAACAUGGAGGAUGAAAGCCCUGUGCCAAUGCCCCGAUCUCCGAGGCCAAAACCAAGAGCUUUUCCGGCUUUUGCCCCAAUAGCUGCCCCACGAAAAUUAUCUGUACCAGUGCCAAAACCCAGAUCGCUACCAAAACCUCAAUCACCGUCUCUAGAGUCGCCUGUCAGUGAAGAUUCACAAAAUGAUGAGCAGGACCUUAGUACGCACUUGGCAACGCCAUUGUCUCCAAGAUCGUCUGGUUCUGUGAAAUCUUUAGAGGACGACUUGAGUAGUUCAGUUCAGGAUGAAGUCCAGAUGCGACAUUCAGGCAUCAAGCGUCAGGUGACGCAGUCCCUUCUUGUCGACUUUGACCCAUUGCUCAGCCAGCAAAUUGACUCUGUUGACUUCGGCAACGGCAGUUUAGACGAUUUGGCUGAAGAGGAAGAUGCUCAAUAUGGGAAUCCUGCCGAAACCAACGACAAUCCUCAGACAGAUAUAAAUCUUGAAGAGGUAAAUGAAGGAUAUGCAACUGUUCCUGAAUUACAGCCAAACCAUCAGACAGAGCGACAGUCGGAACAUAUUUAUGAUCCUGUGGCGUUGGAUGAGCCUGAAGUUGAAGAGGAACCACCUGAACCUCCACCUCGAAUGGACUCGAUUCCACGCGAGAUGUGGGACAACAUUCCUGCCGCCCGGAUUGGAAACAGCGUUGAGACGCCACUUGAAAUGAAAGCGGCGGUCAAGAGGGUCAGCGGCAUCAACAGGGCGGUUCGCAGUUUCCGAAAUUUCAUGGGGGAAUCUGCGAGUCGCUUGACGCCUCCGCAGAUGCCGUCGAAUGCUUUAAAGAGGCCCUCUGCCGACCGCCACAUCCACGAGGGCCGACUUACCAUGUGUGGCCGGGAAAAGGUGAGGUGUGUGGCCAAAAUCAGUACGAAAAACAUCUCCUGGUUUCCGGAUGGUGGCAAAAAGUGGAUGAACUGGAAUUUAGAGCACACUGUUGAAGUGGCUGCCGUAAAAUUGCAGGACAAGUCUGGUUUUGAAGUUCUCAACUGUGAUGGAAGUUCGUUCAACAGCAUCAUGUUUGAGGCUCAGUCAGAGGACGACAGAGAAAGGUGGAUGAGCAAAAUGUCCCAGGCUCUGACGGAGGAAACCCUGAUACACCAUGUGGCUUCUCGAAUUGGAUGGUUGUACUUGAAGGAAGGUGUCGGCGGGACGUGGAGUCCAUCUUGGCUCAGUUUGCACGGUCGGCGCCUCAGGUACUUAGUGCCUGGGCAAGAGCUGCAGGAAAUUGAUCUCAGGAAGGCCAGGUGUUUUGAAAAGGAUGGUGAUAGUGAGGAUGGCAUUUUGUCAGGAGAGUCUCUGUUUGUGGUGCAGCUGGGCAAUAGUAGCUUGUACCUGCAAGGUAUCGGUCCGAAGGCAACGGAAAGGUGGCGCCUUGCAAUUAAAAGUGCAAUCAUGAAAAACGGGAAAAGCCUCCGAGAGCAUCAGCUCACGCCAAAUAAUGUUGUGGUGCUCGUCGAGAUGUGCACCAAUUUUGUCAUCACAAAUGGUCUUAGUUCUGAAGGUAUCUACAGAAUUGCUGGGCAGUCGUCAAAGGUUUCCGCCCUGUUGGAGGCACUACAAAAGGACCCUUAUUCAGUAGCUCUGACCAUAGCUGACUACAAUGAGCACCUCGUCGCUUCGGCUUUGAAACGAUUUUUCGUUGCUCUACCAGAACCAAUUCUCAGCACUGAACUGAUGAACACUUUAGCCAAAACGCAAACUCCUGAAGCCAUGGGCCACCUCAUCCGCCACAAACUGCACAAGGUCGCUUUUGCCACCCUUCGAAAGGUCCUCAGCCACUUGAAUUUAAUCACCAGAGAGCAAUCGAGAAAUAAAAUGGAUGCAAAGAACCUCGCCACUGUAUGGGCUGUUGGCCUAACUCACAACACCAGUGCCAACACAACUGUACUCACUACCUUAGUUGAAGAUUUUCCGUCCGUAUUUGAAGUCGACGACUUGGAGAGACAGAAAGAAACAAAGGUGCUAAGGAUGCUGGAACGUCUGCACAGUGCGCCGCCACAAACUGUUGGUGCAGGAGAUCUCCGAAUUUGGCUCACAUUGGGCGACGCCUCAUCCACAGAAAAUGUUCAAGUUUUGCUCAACCCACACAAAACGGCAGAGGACGUUGUUGCCGAAGCAGCAGCGCACCCCACGUGGCGCCUGCAGGAGGUUGCUCUUGGAGGCGCUCUUUGGCGACCUCUACACCCCUCCGAAUUGGUGAUGGAGGUGGUGGCGCGAUGGGGUUACUGGACCGACGAGGACCGCGCACACAACAAACUAGUGCUGGGGCCAAGUACCUUUUACGAUGAGCUAAAGCCUCUUGCGGUGCCUCCUGCCAUUGCUUGCGGCCAAUUCAAGUUUGCCACCCCCGAACUCAAGGCGUACAAAACCCGUUUCCUGCAGCUGCGCCAAGGGGUUGUCUCCAGUGCCAAGAUCAAGGGCACUUCGACGGUUACGGUUGGCGAGUGGCCCAUCAAGGACAUGGUUUGGUACCAGGGCUACGAUUCGAAACGAGGCCCGGCAGGGGACCGAAGAUGGUACCUCUCAUUGAUUUCGAAAGAUGGAAAAAAGGCAGUGAGAAGUAAAGAGAGGCCCUUCUUUGGCUGCACGAUCGCCAUGGAACGGCGACAGGACAUGCUCGAGUGGUGCGCUAGCCUCGUGUUGGCCGAGCACCCCUCCGGGAUCUGAAUUUGAGUCACAAGGCUGUUGUUUGUUUUGUUACUUUGACCAGUGGUUUUUAAUAAUAUAUAAUCAAUGAUCAUGAUACAAUAAUAAUUAUUACAAUAAUAAUAUAACUCGCGCACGCAUACAUACGAGGCUGAAUAAUUUAAAUAUUGACAAUUUAUUAUCCACUUUUUUUUAAUCAAUUAGUCAGGCGCAAUAGUACGAUAUAAAAUUACGAUUGUUUACAUGGUUGUUACAACAACAUGUUUUCAAAACAAGCAGCAUGCACAGGACUAGGUAAUAAAAAUAAUCAUUACGUUAAAAAGCAGUCUCUCGAUAAAAAUUGUGCUGAAAAGUAAAUUUUUCUCCGUAUUGCACCGUCUGUCAAGGCAGAUGAGGACAAUUGUGAACAAGUGGUCAUUUCCGAAAAACAGACAGAGUGAGAGAGGCGCUCAUUUGUCAGUGGGUGCUCGUUUUCAAAAAUACAUUUUUUAAUACACCUGGACAUUUAAAUUUUCGAGGCCACAUCAAAGAAAUCUCGGUUGUGAGUAAUUUACAAAUUGAACACUCUGUUCAAAGUGAGAGCAGAAAUAAAAGGAUAAAACUUCUCGAUUAAAAUUAUGAUUUUCAAGCCGAUUUUAAAACAACAACGUAAAAUCACAAGAAUUAUCACAAUGACCUGACGGUUGUACACAAAUGGAACUCAAAUUUUAAAAAAUGCGGCGGCUUCGAAGAGGAAGAAAGUGAGCGGGAAAUCCGAGUAAACGGGCCUCUCUCAAAGCGGAUUUCACACAUUCGACUCUUUUCUCAGGGGCGUGAGUCGCAGCCCUUUGGCCAACAUUUGCGCUUCCAGUUCUUUAUCCUCUUCGGAGUACCUGAAGCACAGUCAGAACAAAAGCCUCAUUAGGUAAAUAGUGGGGUUGAGUCACAUGAAAGGGUUGCUACCUUCACACGGACACCGAGUUGAGUCGGGACGGUCAAAGGUGUUUGUUUUUGGGAAAGAAGACAGUUCCAAGACCCCCGACAAACACCUCACUAACUACCAAGUACUGCAUGCAAAGUGCAAAAUUCCAAGUGCCAAAAACAUACCACAAUUAGCCACAAGGUGCAAUGUUAUAAAAAUAAAAAUGUGAUGUAAAUAUUUAUAGAAAAUUAUAUUGUUGAAAUAGUUGGUCGGAUCCUUAUUGAAAGGAUUAUUUUAUAUAUGAGCAAGUUUAAGCUUUUAAAUAUUAUAAAAGUUGUUAAUAAAACUCUCUAUGCAA
Molecule: messenger RNA, 4313 nt
Organism: Neocloeon triangulifer
Lineage: Eukaryota; Metazoa; Arthropoda; Insecta; Ephemeroptera; Baetidae
Gene: RhoGAP15B
Exons: 11
Coding region: 358-3075 (905 amino acids)
Biological process (GO): signal transduction
Source: RefSeq, a predicted model, not a curated record